UAUCUCAAAAUAGCAAAAGAAAAACGUUCAAGUUAAGAGGAAACUUCAAAUAAAGGUUAAUACUAUGAGCACCACAUCCCAGAGGCCCCAUAGAAUGUUCAACUAACCACCAAAGAUUGCCUUGUUUCAUUUAUUUUCAUAAUAUACAUCCCAUUGGUUUGGUGUAAUGAAACUCCUGGCCCUGUUGGAGCCAAUGGGCUGUUGAUUAGCAUGUUGUUGGUCAUUGGACUGUGUUCAAUGGGGCAGAAAGCCAGUCCUGCUGCAGCAGAAGCAGUAACUCUCUCUGCUCCCCUAACUGCUGCUCUGACCUUUCACUCUUAGGCAGGCAGAAUAUAUGCAAUCAGUCACCUCCGCAUCACAACACCACCCGGGUGACAUCACUCAAACAUAUGCAUGCAUCAGGGAGUAAAAGAAUCCUGCCUGGGUUAUGUUUAAUAUAGAUCACUGAGUAACUGACUAAUAUGUAGAGACAAGGGCUAGAAAUGCAUACACACAGAUACAGUGAUGGUGAGAAUACUACUGAAGUUAUUUUAGCCUGACAGUCAAAGGGUACAGUAGUAUUUCAAUGAUAUGUUCAACAGCUUUUCUGAUAUUUAGACGUUCUAGAAAAGCAUGAAUCUCUAUUUCCUGUAUUUCAAUGUUGUCUGGAGACUUUUUCCAGUCUGUGAUGCAUGUUGUCAUAUCAGUACUGUAGAGCACACCGCACCCAGCCUCUCUUUCCAGAUCUAUCUGGUGUCCACUUCUGUAACUGUAACCCAAUUAAAGCAGAGCAAUGGCUCUCAUUAUUGAAACUGAGAGGCAACAGCCACUAACAGGCUGUUCAGUGCCUUCCAAAUCUGCAGAAACAUUUAAGAUAGAUGUAAAGGUGAAAAUAUUUUGUUUCUCUUGUUCUGUAAAUAUUGAUUCUGUGCUCCAUCAGGUGUAUUGUUGUAGCAGCAACUAGUGAGGAUCUUAAUAAAAUACUACAUAUGAGAGUAGUUAGGCCAAAUACAUCAACAAUGAGAAGUGAACACUUUAUGUCAUGUACCUUUUGGAAAUCACCCAUCCUUAGCUGGGCUGGGGGAGGGGGACCAGCCCUGCCUUAGCUGGUGCCGGGGACCCGCCUUAGCUGGCUGGGGCCGAGGGACUCGCCUUGCCUUGCUGUCCACAUCCUCUUGUUUCUGCUGUCCUGUCUCAUUCUGUAUGAGACAUCUCGAGGGAGCCUCCUCGUGGCGCCCGCACAUAUAAAACCAGUGGUUUGCAACUCCCGGACACUGAGUCCAGCCUCGCCCCACGCACGCGUCACCGCUUAAUGGAUUCUUCAGCCGUUCAGCAUCCUCUGCCCCGACCAGCUCAGCGGAAUUAACGGCGCGACAGCUACCGGACAAAAUAUCUCUCCUCUUCUUUAUACAGGUGCAGGCUGCCAGUGCUGAAACUGUUCCAGGGUGUUGGUCAGCAGAGCUGCAGACUACUUGUCCGUCCGUCUGUCUGUCUGUUUGUCUGGGUGAGCAGGACAGGAGGAGCAAUGGCUAACAGGGGACCCAGUUACGGGCUGAGCAAGGAGGUGCAGGAGAAGAUAGAGCUGAAGUAUAAUCUAGACUUGGAGGCCCGGCUGGUGGACUGGAUCGUAGCUCAGUGUGGGGGGAAUCUGGAGAGACCACAGCCAGGCAGACAGAACUUCCAGACAUGGCUGAUGGAUGGAACAAUUCUGUGUAGGCUCAUCAAUAGCCUGUACCCGCGUGGUAAGGAGCCCAUCAAGAAGAUUCUGGAGACCCAGAUGGCCUUUAAGCAGAUGGAGAAGAUCUCCCAGUUCCUGCAGGCUGCAGAGGUCUACGGAGUCAUCACCACAGACAUCUUCCAGACCGUGGACCUGUGGGAAGGGAAGGACAUGGCCGCGGUGCAGAGAACCCUGAUGGCCCUAGGUAGUGUCGCCCUCACCAAGGACGACGGACAUUACCAUGGCGACCGCGACUGGUUCCACAGGAAAGCCCAGGGUUACCGGCGGGAGUUCUCUGAGGACCAGCUUCGUCAAGGCCAGAGUCUGAUUGGUCUGCAGAUGGGAAGCAACCGCGGGGCCUCUCAGUCCGGCAUGACAGGCUACGGAUCGCACCGCCAGAUCAUGUAGAGACACCAGCCAGCCGCUCAGCCAGCUGCCAGCCGCUCCCUCAGCAUGGCUGUGUACUCCAGAAGAAAGCUCCAUCACACCCCUGGAACCUUAUGAUAUGACCCAACCACUUUUCCCCCUUCCCCAGAAGCACUAGCAAAUCACACGCACACACACGCUUUUACUGUUCAUCCUCAACCCAAACAGAGUGCUCCUUAUACCCCAACCACAAUUCUAUAGACCUCAGUGCUUUCUGCUUCCCCCACCCCCGCUCUCCAUCCAUAUGGUCCCACUCUCUCCAUCCAUAUGGUCCCACUCUCUCCAUCCAUAUGGUCCCACUCUCGCCAUCCAAAUGGUCCCACUCUCUCCAUCCAUAUAGUCCUGCUAGCCAUUCCCUUCAGUGGAUGAAGUCUUCGUAAUUCAGUCGGUACAGAGAACCCAAGAUUGAAGUCAUCCCUCUACAAAACAAGCAAAUAGUAUUUUACACUUCUAACAAAUAUUACAGCAUGACAACGUUAUAGCAUGUUACACAUUUUAAUUAACUCUUUGUUUGUAUGUACAGUAGAUGUGUCUGAGUCAUUGUAUAGUCAUUUGGGAGGGUUUGCUAUACCUCAUGAAAAGUUUAAUGUGUAACCGAAUGGAACUCAGUGAACGAUGAUGCCUCGGAUGUCUUGUGUCAAUAUGUGAAGACUUUGCAGUAACUUCUGUAACCAAAUGACCAUCACAUUGUGCCUGGUUAAUAUAGUAAAGAGACCAUAAACUAUGCCUUGUAUAAGAGAUGCCACCCACCCUAAUGCAGAGGAAUUCAUAGACCUAAAUUCAGUUCUGUUUUUGUACUAACAUUCUGUGCUGUGCAUUUAUUACUUAUGUAUAAUUGAUGUAAUGUACUUGUAUGUGCCCACUGUCCAUGUGUGUUUCAGCCAAUCCCAUGAUUGUUAAAGACCCACAGUAUGAAAGUGACACUAGGAUCAUUUUGUUCCAGGCCUGAUAUUGCUUGAAUGUAUUUUUUUCCCCUUCAA
This is a messenger RNA of Salvelinus namaycush (lake trout), 3102 nucleotides long. It is a transcript of the gene tagln3b, whose product is annotated as transgelin 3b. The transcript is spliced from 5 exons. The record is from RefSeq and is a predicted model, not a curated record. Gene Ontology annotation, molecular function: protein binding. Bases 1505 to 2104 code for a protein of 199 amino acids. NCBI's taxonomy places the organism in Eukaryota, Metazoa, Chordata, Actinopteri, Salmoniformes, Salmonidae.